This is a messenger RNA of Saccostrea cuccullata (small rock oyster), 482 nucleotides long. RefSeq lists its product as uncharacterized. The record is from RefSeq and is a predicted model, not a curated record. Lineage: Eukaryota; Metazoa; Mollusca; Bivalvia; Ostreida; Ostreidae. The coding region runs from base 69 to 482 and encodes 137 amino acids. The transcript has 3 exons.
AGCUUUGUUUUCCCCGAUAAAACCGAGCAACAUUGGCGAAAUCGGGUUAUCGUUCUUGGAUAUGUGACAUGUUUGUCGCUAGAUGGCGUGAUGUUACCAGGCACGCUAAUGCGCGAAAUAUGGAAGACGAGGACGGGUUAAAAUGUAGUGUGGGACAUUACGCAGGAAGUUCCUGCGGAUUAUACAAACCGUAUCCAAAAGAAACAGAUUUAAAAAUUUUGGGCGAUUGUCAAAGAGACAUAUCUUUACACCUACACGCCAUUAAGUUAAGUGGAGGCCACCAGACAGCAGUGACAGCAGCAGCCGACAGCGAGGGGUCUCUGAUUGCCCUGCGCAUUGGUUUAUUUCGAUAUGAUCCAUCCAUGACAGUAUGUCCAUUCCAUCGUUAUGGCCUUGGGAUACACUGGAAACCUCCUCGGAAGUGCACAUACCCAUCACAUGAGGGAGCUCAAAAACCCCAAAAAGCAGUUUAUUUCUUGUGA